This is a messenger RNA of Pseudophryne corroboree (corroboree frog), 5386 nucleotides long. It is a transcript of the gene TRAPPC11, whose product is annotated as trafficking protein particle complex subunit 11. Bases 149 to 3550 code for a protein of 1133 amino acids. The transcript is spliced from 30 exons. Lineage: Eukaryota; Metazoa; Chordata; Amphibia; Anura; Myobatrachidae. The record is from RefSeq and is a predicted model, not a curated record.
GUGUUGAACGUUCGGUGUUGUGGAUCCGGGGGAAGUGCUGGAGCAGAGUGCAGAGGAGAAUCUCCCCCACCCUGGCUGCACUGCACUGACACGGGUAACCCGAUGUGUGUGUGACUGCUCCUCUCAUCCUAUCUGGCAAUUUGUGAAAAUGAGCCCCACUCAGUGGGAUUUUCCCGUGGAAUUAUGCUGUCGACCCAUGGCCUUUGUGACCCUCACUGGAUUAGAUGUGACGUAUAACGCUGUACAUCGUGCCAUUUGGGAUGCGUUUUGUGCUAACAGAAGAGCAGACCGUGUACCUAUCUCAUUUAAGGUUCUUCCUGGUGACCAUGAAUAUCCUAAAUGUAGAACAAAGAGAACAUCAUAUGAAUGGUACAUCCCUAAGGGGAUCCUGAAGACUGGCUGGAUGAAUAAACAGCUCAAUCUGGUUCCUGCUCUGGUUGUGGUGUUUUAUGAACUUGACUGGGACGAGGCUCAGUGGAAGGAGAAGCAGUCAGAAUGUGCAACCAGGGUGGAGAUUGUGAGACAGAGCUUGCAGGGGAGAAACACCAAAGUUGCUGUGGUUUUAAUUCAGAAGAAAACACCAUUACCACCAGGUGAAGAUUUGAUUGCGUCAGAGAGGGCGGCUGCCCUGUGCAAUGCCUGCGACCUCUCAGGAAAGUCUUUGUUUGUGCUGCCACACACUGAUCACCUGGUCGGCUACAUAAUUAGGUUAGAAAAUGCUUUCUAUGAACACGCACAAACCUAUUACUACACUGAAAUAAGAAGGAUAAAGGCCCACAAGGAGUUCUUAAAUAAAACCACUCAUCAGCUUCUAUUUGUGAGGCAUCAAUUCAAGAUUGCAUUCUUCAGUGAGCUGAAGCAAGAUACACAGAAUGCCUUAAAAAAUUACAGGACUGCAUAUAACUUGGUGCAUGAACUGAGGGCUCACGAAACAAACAUGCUGGAGAUAAAGACUAUGGCUGGCUUUAUAAACUAUAAGAUCUGCCGCUUGUGUUUCCAGCACAACACUCCUCUAGAUGCAAUUGCACAGUUCAGAAAACACAUUGAUCUGUGCAAGAAGAAGAUAGGCAGCGCUGAGCUGUCUUUUGAACAUGCCGCCUGGAUGUCUAAACAGUUCCAAGCUUUUGGAGAUUUGUUUGACGAGGCUAUCAAGCUUGGACUGACCGCCAUCCAGACCCAGAAUCCUGGUUUCUACUACCAGCAGGCAGCAUAUUAUGCACAGGAGCGCAAGCAACUAGCAGCUCACCUGUGUAGCCAUGAUGCUUCUGCGGCUUAUCCUAGUCCAGACCCUCUGGAGACCCUGAAUGGAGUGUUGGACUUCUAUGGACAGAGAGCAUGGAGGCAAGGAAUACUAAGCUUUGACCUUACUGAUCCUGAGAAGGAGAAGGCAGGUAUUCUAGCUCUUCAGCAAAAAGAGAGAGAUGUCAUUCACUCGGAACUUAUCAUCAGUCUCCUCAGCAAUGCUGUAGCUCAGUUUAAGAAGUACAAGUGCCCACGAAUGAAAAGUCACUUGAUGGUACAGAUGGGAGAAGAAUAUUACUAUGGUAAAGACUAUACUAAAGCCCUGAAGUUGUUGGACUAUGUCAUGUGUGACUAUCGCAGUGAGAGGUGGUGGACACUACUUACAUCCAUAGUAACCACAGCCCUGAAAUGUGCCUACCUCAUGGCCCAAGUGAAAGAUUAUAUCACCUAUUCUCUGGAGCUGCUAGGAAGAGCAUCAACACUGAAAGAUGAUCAGAAGUCUAGGAUUCAGAAGAACCUGAUUAAUGUGUUAAUGAACGAGAGUCCCGAUCCAGAGCCAGAGUGUGAUGUCAUCAUGGUGAAAGCGGCACAGCGCUUGUGGGCAGAUCGAGUUUCCUUGGCGGGUAGUAACCUCUUCACAAUUGAAGUGCAGGACUUUGUUCCAUUUGUACAAUGCAAGGCCAAGUUCCUGGCUCCAAGUUUCCAUGUCGAUACUUCGGUUGAGCUGUAUGUUUAUUUGAAAACAGACUGCCCGCACCCAAUUCGCUUCUCUAAACUCUGUGUUGGCUUCAGCAACCAGGAAUAUAACCAGUUCUGUGUGGUGGAAGAACAGUACCAAGCCAGUGAUAUACUGGAGCAGUCCACACAGGGGACAAUGUGUCUGGUUUCUGGGAAGACACGAAAAUUUACAUUUAAAUUUGUUGCCAAAACGGAAGAUGUUGGGAAAAAAGUUGAGAUAACCUCAGUAGAUCUAGUACUGGGCAGUGAGGCAGGCCGCUGUGUGAUCCUGAACUGGCGAGGGGGCGGAGGAGACGCUGCUUCUGCUCAGGAAGCCAUACAGGCAGCACGCUCGUUUAAGCGCAGGCCUAAACUACCUGAAAGCGAAGUGCAUUGGGACAGUAUCACAAUCCAAGCCAGCACCAUGAUUAUUUCUAGAGUACCUAAGGUGUCUGUCCAACUGCGUCAUGAGCCGCCAGCCUUGAAUAAUGAAAUGUACUGCCUGAUGAUAACCAUUCAAUCCCAGGAGAACACGGUCAUGAAGGAUGUGAAACUUACUGCAGGACUUAAACCAGGGCAGGAUGCCAACCUCACACAGAAGACUCUGGUUACGCUUCAAGAAACAGAACUGUGUGAUGACUCAAGCCCGGCUCUGCUCACAGACGUCCCCAUAGGAAGCCUGCAACCUGGAGAAAAGCUAGACAUGCCCUUGUACAUCCGCUGCGGCACUGUCGGCACACGUGUAUUCCUGGUUUAUGUUUCAUACCUGAUAGACACGUCAGUUGAGGACAAAGAGAUUGUCUGCAGAUGCCACAGAGAUGAAACCGUCACCAUUGAGACAGUGUAUCCAUUUGAUGUCGCUGUAAAGUUUGUGUCUAUAAAGUUUGAACAUUUAGAUCGCGUCUACGCGGACAUCCCCUUCUUGUUAAUGACCGAUAUCCUGAGCGCUUCUCCAUGGGCGUUGACUAUUAUAUCUAGCCAGCUGCAACUCUCACCAUCCGUCACCCCUGUAGACCAGCUGGAAUCUCACGUAGAGAAAGUUGUGUUACAGACCGGAGAGAGUGCCAGCGAGUGCUUCUGUCUUCAGUGUCCACCCAUAGGAAACUCUCCGAGCGGAGUGGCCACCGGCAGCUAUGUCAUUUCUUGGAAGAGGAGCUCAGCUGGAGAAAGUGUACCUGCUGUGAGAACAGUGAUAACUUUGCCUCACGUAAUGGUAGAAAGUAUUCCGCUGCACAUCCGAGGAGAUCUUCCAUCUUUUGGACGAGUGAGGGAAUCUCUACCAGUCAAGUAUCACCUACAGAAUAAGACCAGUUUGGUUCAAGACAUAGAAAUUACGGUGGAGCCAAGUGAUGCAUUUAUGUUUUCUGGCCUCAAACAGAUUCGGUUACAAAUCCUCCCAGGCACUAAACAGGAAAUGCUGUACAACUUCUACCCUCUAAUGGCAGGAUACCAGCAGCUGCCAUCUCUAAACAUUAACGUAUUGAGGUUCCCAAAUUACACCAGUAACAUGCUGAAACGGUUUUUACCUACUUACAUAUUUGUAAAGCCACAAGGACGUCAUGUAGAUGAAGACUCUAUUGAAGCCGCAUAAGAAGAACACCGUGUCUUUGUCCAUAACUGCUCAUAUUACCUGAUAAGUUUGCCUAAAUAUCUCUUCAAUUAACUGAAAUAAAUGAACAUUUGAAAGUCCAGACAUGUGAGGAGCUUCUGUAGAACAUAUCUCAAGGCUUAGACAUGUUUGAUGCAUGAUAGUUGGUGCUGUAAUUCCAUUGUAGGCACGAACUAUUCUAUGUAAAGCAUUCCUCCCAGUACACACGUGUUAUACAAGGCAGCAAUGUUGUGUGAAGGUCUACUGAUAGCUCUUUGUAGGACUGACUGCGAAACCCUGGUCAUCUGGGCAAAUAAAUAUCUUACGUGGCUGGUUUCAGCUCACCCCAAACCAUCUGAUGGAGGACCGUAUGAAUAAUAGGCCUGUGAUGUACAUACUGGUCACUUAUUAUCUUUUCCUCUAGUAUCUAGUUUCCUUUAGUAUUUUCACAGUACGUGUCUGGCUGCUGCUGAGCUACCAGUCUGACUGGGCUUCAGCAUAGUAAGAGACAUCUCCACUCACAUCUUGCCAUGAGUGGUUGUUUCAGGCCUACCAUAGACAUCUCUAAAGAUCCCAAGCAAUACAUAUUGCAGUUGCUUCCAAUGAGUGCGUGUGAUCGCUCUAUGACCUGCAGUAUGUUCUUUUAAUUUAUUGUCUGCUGUAACAACUGUAUAUCUGUAUUAUAUGCCAUGUAUACUAUCUUACACAUUUCCAUUAGAGGCGCAGAGUGGUAGAUUGUGUUGUGGAGACAGCUGGGCAGCGGCUAUGGUGACUAGUAUGGGCCCUAGCUAUACACAAGUGCCAGGACCCUACUAGGUUCUGCUGAUGUGUUGGCGUUGUUUUGGACCCAGGAAUUGGCAUUACUGUUAUGGGAAUAGGAUCACAUUUAGUCCAAUCCAUAUUUACAAUUGAAAACCAUUUUAUUAUAACAGAUGUUUUACAAAUAACUUUAACAUUACACUUGUUUCCACCGGAAAGGCAGCAGAAAACAUAUUCUAGUCUACCCAUUACCUAAUCUCAUUAGAAGCAUUAAUGAUGUGGGCUUAACCAAUAUGCUCUAGGUUAAAGCCCUUCAAUUCCCCAGGAGAUAGUUGCCAGAAAGUUAGUAGAGCCCAACACAAAAUAUUUGUCUCCACUUCUAGUGACAUGUAGAUAUAAUAGUCAUCUUAUUAACAAAUGGGACAUAUGUAAUGUGAAAUGUGUACUUUAUUUAGUAAGGCAACUACAACUUGCAUGUUUCGGUUAGUUGGCCUUUAUUAUAGCAAUGUUCACUUUGUUUACGCUGGCAGGCUGCUACGGUGUACGAUAUUAUUAUGUUCAUAUAUUUUUACAUACAUUUUUCGCCUAGGUAAUGUAGGCAAUGUUGUGGCAAUGUUGUGCCUGUGAUAAGAUCUCAGUUGUACCUUUUUAACUAUAGCAUAGGUUCUAAAACUUUGUCCUCAGGACCCCAAACAGCUAGCAGGUGCACAGGUGUAUUCAUUACUCACUUACUUAAAAGAUCUGCAGGUGGAGAUAAUUAUUUCACUUGUGAUUCUGUGAAGAGACCUGGAAAACAUGAACUGCCUGGGCUCCUGGGGACCAAGUUUGAGAACCUAUGAACUAUAGGAAAACUCUGAUCUGUCUUGCUAUUUACUGUAAAGUAAAAAACAAACAAAAAAAAAACAUGUUUUUUUUUAUGUUUUCAAACCCAAAUUACAUAGGAAUAUAAGUGCUUAUUUUAAUAGAUUUGCCCAUAACAAAUUGCAGUGUCACAUAGUUAUGCAUCAUGUCAAGAUAAAUCAUUUAACACAUUACAUUGUCAAUCAUUGUAACACAUUAAAUUAAAAUACAUUUUUUCCA